AUGGGUUACUACGACGACGAAGGGCGCUACCACUCUAUCCGUCGCGGCCUUGAGCAUGCCGCUGACCGUGUAUUUCACCCUUUCCAUCCACAGCACGAGCGUGAGGAGGUGAUUAUCGAGAAGGAGGAUCGAGAGCGAGGCCCUACCCGUGUCCGUGAUGGAGUCCAUGAGACUGUUCGUUAUGUUGAGCGUCGUGGCGGGGUGGCUGACACCAUUACCAUCCCCUGCCAUCACAUCCGCAUUGGCGAUCUGUUGAUCCUCCAAGGUCGUCCCUGUCAGGUCAUCCGGAUUACCACCUCUGCUCAGACCGGUCAGCACCGCUACCUAGGAGUUGACCUCUUCACCAAGCAACUCCACGAAGAAUCAAGCUUCGUCUCCAAUCCUUCCCCCUCGGUCAUCGUCCAGAAUAUGCUUGGCCCCGUUUUCAAGCAGUACCGCGUCCUUGACAUUCGCGAUGACGGCCGCGUUGUUGCCAUGACCGAGACUGGCGAUGUGAAGCAAGGUCUUCCAGUCAUUGAUCAGGGUGGAUUGUGGUCGAGACUCAACGACUCGUUCGCCAACGGUCGUGGCAGUGUUCGUGUAUUAGUCAUCAAUGAUGGAGGUCGUGAGCUCGCUGUGGACUACAAGGUGAUCCAUGGCUCGAGACUGUGA
Letharia columbiana is the source of this 651-nucleotide messenger RNA. RefSeq lists its product as uncharacterized. Gene Ontology annotation, molecular function: translation elongation factor activity; RNA binding; ribosome binding. Gene Ontology annotation, biological process: positive regulation of translational elongation; positive regulation of translational termination. The coding region runs from base 1 to 651 and encodes 216 amino acids. Lineage: Eukaryota; Fungi; Ascomycota; Lecanoromycetes; Lecanorales; Parmeliaceae. The transcript has a single exon. The record is from RefSeq and is a predicted model, not a curated record.